This is a messenger RNA of Symbiodinium pilosum, 286 nucleotides long. The record is from the annotation of a GenBank genome assembly. Lineage: Eukaryota; Dinophyceae; Suessiales; Symbiodiniaceae.
GCAUUGGUCCCUUUUCCUCCCACGUCUAGCCUCGGAGCCUGGAAAGCUGAAUGCUGCCUACACGCUGAUGCGCCAGCAGCGGAACCCUUCGUUCUUCGAUCAGCUGCGUGAGGAGUUGCACGUCAUCCUGAAAGAGUGCGAGCUCCUGCAGGUGAGUUCUGUCGCCGGUGGUCCCGAGAAGGUCCUUCAGGUGGUGCUUCAAUCCUUAGUCUUCGCCCUGGGAUUCCUGGAGAAUCGUCAGUUCCACAAGGCCUUCGUGCUUGGCGAGCUCUGCGUGCAGGUCUCU